Molecule: messenger RNA, 1664 nt
Organism: Dentiscutata heterogama
Lineage: Eukaryota; Fungi; Glomeromycota; Glomeromycetes; Diversisporales; Gigasporaceae
Source: the annotation of a GenBank genome assembly
GAUACUAUGCUAAAAAUGAGCCUUUAGGUUUCUUUGAAUCAAUCGAAGAAAAAAUUGUUAAUGUUUACAAAAGAGAGUUAGCUUUAAAGGGUGGAUUAAAGCAUGAAACUAUAGAAAUAAUUAGAGAAGAUCAAAUCAUUGCAACUAUAGAAAAAGGAUAUAACGAAAUUAUAGACCAGAUUGAGGAUGAAGCAAUACAAGAAUCAGGAUGGUCAUUUGUUCGAGCAGAAGAGUAUAUAAGUGCAUAUCAUACAAGAGAGGAAGCAAAAAAAGCUAAUAGAAAGCCACCACAUCUUAAUGAAAUCCGGAGACUUAGACGAAAUGCAAAUAUAGCAAAUUUUGAAGGCAUAAAAUUUCCAGCAAUACUCCAUGAUAUAGAUAAAUUCGAAAAAAGCAAUCCUAAUUAUGCUAUUAAUAUAUUUAAACCAUUUUAUAGAAAAGCUUUCAGAAAAAUAAAAGUAGAUAUAGAUCCAUUACAUAUUUUAGAACGUAAUUAUCAAGUAGAGCAUAUGAUAGAUUUAUUAUAUUUAAUAGAAGGUGAAGAGAGUUUAAAUGAUCGAAAAAAUCAAAAUAAUAUACUAGAAGGCUUAAAAACACAUUAUAAAUAUAUUCUUACAUGUCCAGGUUCAAAUAAGAUUUCACAAUGUUUAAUUCUUCUAAAAGAAGAAGCCAAAGAAAUUGAAGCAGAUAAAAAAGAUAAAGAAGAAAAUACUAAAAAAGAAGUGGAGCAGAUAGCAGUUUCAUAUGGAUAUACUAUUCAUUGUUCAGAUAGAACAAUGCAAAAACUAGAAGAUCUAGAAGUUAUUUUAGAUAAGCUUUGUGAAAUAGCUCCAUCUGGAUAUAAUAAAAUUCAUGUAUUUGAUCCUGAAACCAAAAAAUAUUUGGGUGCUUCGCAUAGAAAAUACCACGGGAAAAAAUUAAUGAUUCAAGAUGAGGAAAAAAAUAGAGUAAUAGAUCAUGACUAUAUUACAGGAAAGUUUAGAGGAUCAGCUUAUAGUGGAUGUAAUUUAAAAUUACGAAUCGAUCUAGAAACAAUAAAAAUCCCCAUACUAAUUUGUAAUAGAAGUGGUUAUGAUUUCUAUCAUCUUAUGCAAGAAAUAGCAAAAGUGACAGAUGAAAAAAUAGUGCCAAUAGCAAAUAAUUCAGAACAAUAUAUUACUUUCUUGAGUUAUGACCCUUCAGCCGAAGAAGUUAAUGAAUGGAACCCGCAUCAAGUUAUUGAAUUUUUGGAGUCCUAUAAUAAAGAAAAAAAGUUAUUUCUUGAAGAUGGAGACAUUAAAGCAAUUAAAGAUAACCAUGAUGAAUCUUUAAAUGAUGGUGUAUUGGAAUGUAAUUUCCAUUCAUUUAGUGUAUUAUGCCUACUUGCUGAGAUAAAGAAUGAAAUUGGCAUCAGUAAAUGUGAUCUGACUACCCAGGCUGGGACUUCUUAUGCGAAAUAUUAUACUCAUGAAAAAAAUGAGGAAUUGCUCAAAUGGUACAACUGGCCGUCUUUUAUCUUAUGCUUAGCUGAACCUUGGGUGUGUGUUUUAGAAGCGGUGUAUGUUGAGAAACCCAUUGUAGAUCUCUUAAUGGACCUCAUACCUCUCAUUCCUACAAACAUUCGAGAUCAUGCAGAGCGAGUGGCACAACUAUUCAAAGCUUUGUGUUUGGAGUUAAUAGGCUAA